AUGGAAAAACUCUACAGCAAAAAUGAAGGAAUACCUUCCAACCAAGAAAAGAUGAAAAAUGAACAGCCACAGGGUGGGGGAAAACCACAAGUAGCAUGCAAUCUAAAAGACAAGGAAAUGUUAGAAAAUAAGAGAAAGGUAGAAGAUAAGGAUAUACCAAAGGGUAAGAAAAAGCCAGAGAUUGAAGGAAAAGGAAAAAAGAAAGAAAAGCCAAACAGUGAGGGAGAUCUGAAAGAAGGAAAACUAGAGAGGGAGAGAAAUCCAGAGAUGAAAGGAAAAUCAAAAGAGAAAGAAAAGCCAGAGCAUGAGAAAGAGCUAAAAGAGAAAAAGCUAAAGAGGGAGGCAAAGCCAGACUGUUCAGGAAAGCCAGAGAGGGAGGCAGGUCAAAAGAGAAGGGAAAGUCAGAGUGAAACUAGGGCUGCAAGAAAGCGCCCAGCUGAGGAUGACAUACCCAGGAAAGCCAAAAGGAAAACCAACAAGGGGCUGGUUCAGUAUCUCAAGGACUAUAAAGAGGCCAUACACGAUAUGAAUCUCAGCAAUGAGGAUAUGAUAAGAGAAUUUGACAAUAUGGCAAAGGUAAAGGAUGACAGGAGGAAAAUCAAACAGAAAUUAGGGGGCUUGUUUUGGAUGCAAAGAAAUCUACAGGACCCCUUCUACCCAAGGGGCCCAAGGGAACUCAGGGGGGGUUGCAGGGCACCCAGAAGGGACAUCGAAGGUAUUGCUUAUGUGUAG
Messenger RNA from Dipodomys spectabilis (banner-tailed kangaroo rat), 732 nucleotides. RefSeq names its product transcription elongation factor A like 2 (gene Tceal2). NCBI's taxonomy places the organism in Eukaryota, Metazoa, Chordata, Mammalia, Rodentia, Heteromyidae. The record is from RefSeq and is a predicted model, not a curated record.